AUGGCAACAUUAGCCGAGUUAGAAAAAGAAAAAGAACUAUUCAAAAAGUUUCUCGCCGAAGAAACACAGAAUGUUCGUGUACCGAUCCCGAUAACUACAAUGUGUAUUCAGUUCAAGCAGACGAUUUCAUCGUCAGCGUCUGUGAAUUGCUUAAGAAAAAGACUGGAUAAAUGGCGUCGAUAUAUUCAUGAAUGGGAUGGCUACGAUACUGACACAAAAACUAAAAUGAUGUUCGGACUGAGUGCUUCGGUCCAUCCUGAUUUCUUGAUAGAAUUGAGGAAAGAGGCUGAUGUGGAACUCGAUUCCCUUCAUCGAAUCAUUGCAUACAAAAAGAAAGACGGAAGUUUGAUUUUGCAAGGAAAACAUGCAUAUCAAAAGCGUCGGACCGAACAGCAAGACAAGACGAUGAUGGAAUUUUUAGCUGAGAAAGCGAAGACUGUAGAUUUCCCUAUGGCCGAUUCAAGAUUUGUGAAAGAAUUUCAAAUAGUUACGGGGUGUACGGAGAAAAUUCAUUCAUUAGAAUUAAGAUACCCUCAUGUUAAAAACGCCAUUUACGAAUCGGAAGAUUAUGAUAUAACAACCAAAAUCAAGAUGAUGUUCAUUUCGAGUACAAAACUUUUGGAUAAUGUUUUGGAAGAAAUUCGAAAAGAUGCUUAUCUUGAGGUAGAUGAACAAAAAAGAAUCACCAAGUGCGUGGCGAACGACGGUUGUUUGGAAUUGGAAGGAGAUCAUAGCAUGUCCGCAAAAUGUCAAGCAUCUAAAAAUGCUUACAUACAGGAAAUACGACAGACAACUCAAGGAACUAGUAUUGAAGAAAUAAAUCCAGUUGAUGAUAAAGAUACCAGUGAUUCUACUGUCGCAAGAACUUCAAAAAAGGUUAAUCAGAUCGAAAUCAAUGAUACCAUCAAAUUUCUCGUUGAAAAAACAAAAAAUGCGACUUCACCAAUGAAUAUGACAGAAUUGACGAAAGAAUUGUUGAAACAACGUGGAACCGCUGCAAGAAGUACUGUUUAUAAGAGAAUUCAAAAAAAUCGUCUGAAGAUCGCCGAAAUUGAAGAGCUGGACAUAGAUGCGAAAGUGAGAGCGAUUUUUGCUUUGAGUGUUCCAGUUACAGACAAUUUUCUUGAAGAACUGCGCGAAAUUGCUGACGUGGAAAUUGAUGAUCAGAACAGAAUAAGUAAAUACGAGGCCUUUGAUGGAAGUUUGAGCCUCAAAGGGGAUCACAGCUGGCUGCUAAAAACGAAAUUUGGACUUCAGAAGAGGAGAGAAAGUGCCUCGAAAAAUGAAGAAGUGGAAAAAGAUGAUAGUGUACAGAUGGAAAAUCAAAAUCACUCGGAGUACAAUGAUCCUAAUUUCCCAACAUCAAGCGAGAGUUAUAAAAGAGUCGAAAUGCCUGAAGAGUCUGAACCAGUCGAAAAGAAAAGGAAGAUUUCGAAAGAAAAUGAUUCCAGAGAUAGUGAACCAGUCAGUUACGCGAUUCCACGCGGCGACCCCUUCAUCAGUCUCAAAGCAUUUUUCAAUCGACUUCGUGGCGUAGUGUCGGCAUUAGGAUCACCAACACUGAAUCCAAUAAAAAAGAGAAUAGAAGAAUCUAUUGAUAUCCUGGGAGUCGAUGAUAAGCACAUUCCAACCGGUGUUAUCCUUGAUUCCCUCGAAUCAUGUCUUGCAGUUGUAACUGGAAACGUGAAAUGGGAUGUAAAACCAAAGGAAGAGUCAACAAGUUUCAGAGGAUUUCUAAUUGUACUCAAAGCUUCCAUCAGUUAUUUCAAUAAUCCAAUGUUAUUCGGUUUUCAUCAGGAAAUUUUAGCCAUUCUUGAACAUCUUCGCAUGGAAGAUAAGCAAAUCCCUGCCGAAAAUGUUCGCACAGGAUUGGAAGUGAUGAUUGAUGUCGUGUUGAGCUGGUUCUCAAAAAAUCUGGAUUAG
Caenorhabditis remanei is the source of this 1923-nucleotide messenger RNA. RefSeq lists its product as uncharacterized. The transcript has 10 exons. The record is from RefSeq and is a predicted model, not a curated record. NCBI's taxonomy places the organism in Eukaryota, Metazoa, Nematoda, Chromadorea, Rhabditida, Rhabditidae. Bases 1 to 1923 code for a protein of 640 amino acids.